Gracilinanus agilis (Agile Gracile Mouse Opossum) is the source of this 1837-nucleotide messenger RNA. RefSeq names its product 6-phosphofructo-2-kinase/fructose-2,6-biphosphatase 4 (gene PFKFB4). Lineage: Eukaryota; Metazoa; Chordata; Mammalia; Didelphimorphia; Didelphidae. The coding region runs from base 51 to 1460 and encodes 469 amino acids. The record is from RefSeq and is a predicted model, not a curated record. Gene Ontology annotation, cellular component: cytosol. Gene Ontology annotation, biological process: fructose metabolic process; fructose 2,6-bisphosphate metabolic process. The transcript is spliced from 15 exons. Gene Ontology annotation, molecular function: fructose-2,6-bisphosphate 2-phosphatase activity; 6-phosphofructo-2-kinase activity; ATP binding.
GCUAGCUGCUCCUGGCUGCGCAGCGCCCGCCAGCUCUGCGGCCCGGCCCCAUGGCCUCCCCCCGGGAGCUCACCCAGAACCCCCUCAAGAAGAUCUGGAUGCCAUAUAGUAACGGGCGGCCAGCACAGCACGCGUGUCCGCGCGGAGUCUGUGUCACUAAUUGCCCCACGCUGAUCGUCAUGGUGGGCCUGCCAGCUAGAGGGAAGACCUAUAUCUCCAAGAAGCUGACACGCUACUUAAACUGGAUUGGUGUCCCAACCCGAGAAUUUAACGUUGGCCAGUAUCGUCGAGACCUGAUGAAGACAUAUAGAUCUUUUGAGUUCUUUCUUCCAGAUAAUGAAGAAGGCUUGAAAAUCAGAAAACAGUGUGCAGAGGCAGCCCUCCGAGAUGUCAGGCAUUUCCUCAGUGAUGAAGAAGGGCAUGUAGCGGUUUUUGAUGCCACAAAUACAACACGAGAACGCAGAGAGACCAUCUUUAAGUUUGGAGAGGAGAAUGGCUACAAGACCUUCUUUGUCGAAUCCAUCUGCGUGGACCCCGAUGUCAUCGCUGCCAACAUCGUGCAAGUGAAGCUUGGCAGUCCCGACUACAUCGACUGCGGGAAUGACGAAGCCACGGAAGACUUCAUGAACCGGAUUGAGUGCUACAAGAACUCCUACGAGACACUGGAUGAAAAUUUCGAUAAGGAUCUCUCCUACAUUAAGAUCAUGGAUGUGGGACGGAGUUACCUGGUAAAUCGAGUGAUGGACCAUAUUCAGAGUCGGAUUGUUUACUACCUCAUGAACAUCCACGUGACCCCUCGAUCCAUCUACCUGUGUCGGCACGGAGAAAGUGAACUGAAUGUCCUAGGAAGGAUCGGUGGGGACCCGGGACUGUCCCUCAGGGGCAAGGAGUUUGCUAAGAACUUGGCCCAGUUCAUCAAUGAUCAGAACAUCAAAGAUCUGAAGGUUUGGACUAGUCAGAUGAAGAGGACCAUCCAGACCGCGGAGGCCCUGGGCGUCCCCUAUGAGCAGUGGAAGGUUCUGAAUGAAAUCGAUGCAGGUGUAUGUGAAGAAAUGACUUAUGAAGAAAUUCAAGAGCAUCACCCUAUGGAAUUUGCCCUUCGGGAUCAAGACAAGUAUCGGUACCGGUACCCAAAGGGAGAGUCUUAUGAAGACCUUGUGCAGAGACUGGAGCCAGUAAUUAUGGAACUUGAGAGGCAGGAGAAUGUCCUGGUGAUCUGUCACCAAGCUGUGAUGCGCUGCCUGCUUGCCUACUUUCUAGACAAGACUGCAGAAGAGCUGCCUUAUCUCAAGUGCCCGCUGCAUACGGUUUUAAAGCUAACGCCAGUUGCCUACGGUUGUAAGCUGGAGUCCAUAUUCCUGAAUGUUGAAGCUGUGAACACACACAGAGAGAGACCAGAGAAUGUAGACGUUUCAAGACCUUCAGUGGAUGCCCUCAUGACGGUCCCUGCUCACCUGUGAACCUGUGUCCUCAUCAGUCAUCAAACUUGUGAAUGUGGACAUUCACCGCUCCCAGGAAGAGGCCCUGAGGACUGUUCCAAAGCAUCUGUAGCCUCGCUUAGAGAGGCUAGGGCCUGGAAGAGGCCUACCCAGCUCCAAUCUACCACAUACUCCCUGCCAUCUGUUCCCCAGCCAGUCCUUAGGUAGGACUGUCUGUACUUUCAGACCAGGUGGUGUUCAAGGGUCCAGCUGCAAGCAUACUUCAAGUACCCCCUGUGGAAGGAUCCUGAGAGAUUCAAACUUGCAACUGUAUAAACCAACCCCUCCUCUUUCUGUGAUAUUUUCAAUGCAUUUCUUACUGUAAAAUACUGCUUGAAAACACGUUUUUGUCAACCUGU